UUAUCCAAUAUCCAAUGACUCGAAAGAAAGACGUUUGGAUGAGAAUAACCAUGGAGUGGGAAACACCCUCAAGGAAGCUUUUCCGAUGACAAAAAUUCCGAUUCCGGGGUUACCAGAAUCAAACUUCUUCGUCAACAACAAUGGCGGCUGCACCCUCUUUCACUACAACUACUUUCUUUUCCAGAAAUAGCAAUGACAACACCAAAAUAUCUCACUCUCUAUCAAAUCACCUUUGCGCCAUUCCAAUCUCAACUAAUUUUACGCCGCCAAUUUUACGUUACGCCACCCUCCUCCGCCGUCAUCGCCGCCGCAUACGACGUUACAAUUUCAACGGAGUUGGAGAUAAUGAUUACAGCACCACCACCAGCGGCGGCGCCGGCGACGGAGAAACGCCGACUACCCCUGUUACUAAUUCUGAGAAGGGGUUUCUGGCAGCCGUGAUUGACAGUCUUCCUCUUCCGCAAGGAGAAGCUAAUACUGCGAUUGUCUCUGCUUGUGUUGUCGGCCUUCUUACUGGUGUCAGUGUCGUCCUUUUCAAUUAUGUGGUUCAUGAAUUACGUGAUUUUUGUUGGGAUGGAGUACCAUACCGAGGUGCAUCAUGGUUAAGGGAGGAGAAUCUUGAAGAAACUUGGAAGAGGACUAUAUUCGUACCGGUUGGUGGGGGUGUGGUUGUUGCUGUGUUGAACUAUAUUCGAGAAGGACUUGAUUCCACUGAAGGAGGAGACUUUAAAACCAUUCCUCAAAUUCGGGCUGUAUUUCAGCAGUUCCUUAAGUCGUUGGCAGCAUGUGUCACUCUUGGAACCGGGAAUUCGUUGGGCCCUGAAGGUCCUUGUGUUGAAAUUGGUUCUUCCAUUGGCAAAGGAAUUGCUUCUUUGUCUGGUAGGAGUGCUGGGAAAAAGGUUCCUCUUGUUGCUGCAGGAUCAGCUGCCGGGAUUGCUUCUGGAUUCAAUGCUGCUGUAGCUGGUUGUUUUUUUGCUGUGGAGUCUGUUAUACGGCCAUCACCUGAUUCAGAUGUAUCUCUUACAAAUACAACCUCAAUGAUCAUACUAAGUGCUGUCAUAGCUUCUGUAUUGUCUGAAGUUGGUCUUGGUGCUGAACCAGCAUUCAAGGUCCCUGAUUAUGAUUUUCGUUCUGCAAGUGAGCUUCCGCUGUAUCUUUUGCUGGGAAUUCUAUGCGGCUUGGUUUCUUUGGCCUUGACUAGGUGUACUACUUUCAUGUUACAUAAGGUUGAAGAAAUUAAGAAAGCUGGCCGAGUACCCAAAGUUGUUUUUCCAGUAACUGGUGGCUUAGCUGUUGGACUCAUGGCUUUGGCAUAUCCAGAAAUUCUAUACCGGGGUUUCCAGAAUGUUGAUAUUUUGUUGGAAUCUCGACCGUUUGUAAAAGGUCUAUCAGCUGACAUAUUGGCUCAAUUAGUGGGUGUUAAAAUUAUUGCUACAUCUUUUUGCCGAGCCUCUGGAUUAGUCGGGGGAUAUUAUGCACCAUCACUUUUUAUUGGUGCUGCUACAGGAAUGGCAUAUGGAAAAUUUAUUGCUUUGGCAGUUUCUGAAAUCAGUCCAAUCCACCUUUCUUUCAUUGAAGUGGCAUCCCCACAAGCAUAUGGCCUGGUUGCCAUGGCUGCUACUCUUGCAGGGGUUUGUCAAGUACCUCUGACAUCGGUGCUGCUACUUUUUGAGCUUACUCAGGACUACCGUAUUAUUGUACCACUUCUAGCAGCUGUGGGCACGUCAUCUUGGAUUACAUCUUCAAGGAUAAAGAGAACGGAUUUGAGAGAUUCCAAGACAGUUAAUGAAAGUUCCCUUAAGAUUCAAGAAAGUAAUGGAUCAAACAAUAAUGCUAGUUUACGUUCUUCUGGCAACUCAUACCCUGUAAAAGAAUCUAAUACUGAUAAUAUCUGUGAAAUUGAGAGUUCAAGCUGUUUUGAUGAUUCUGAUGCGGAAAGUGAUGAAGUUGAAAGGAAAAUUUUUGUGUCGCAGGCCAUGAGGACAAGUUUUGCGACUGUCUUAAGAAGUACAUCACUUAUUGAAGCUGUGACUCUGAUGCUUGCAGAAAAACAGUCUUGUGCACUUAUUGUUGAUGAGUAUAAUUAUUUGAUUGGUAUACUAUCUCUGGAGGAUAUUCUAGUGAUCAGCAAAUCUGCGCAAGCUAAUGGAAGAAAAUCUGAGGAAAUUUUAGUGGCAGAUACUUGUUCUCUUGAUGGUGAAAAACAUGAGGUGUUGUGGACAGUAACCCCGGACAUGGAUCUUCUCUCGGCUGAAAUAAUUAUGAUCAGGCAUGGUUUAAGUCAGCUGCCUGUUAUCUCUGAGGUUGGGGAGGGGUGCAGAGGAAAACCAGUGGGCAUUAUAGACAUGCAGUGCAUCAAGCUAGCUUGCAGAGCUGUUGCCGUCAAAGAAUAUCUGAACAAGAGUAUUAGAUCAGCAGAAAUGGAUCCCUUCAAGCCCAGGAGCAAGUCUGCACCUUGAUUAUAUCUUUGAAGGCUAACCUGCCAGUCAUCAUCAUGAAAUUUAAACCUGGAAGAUGACAAAUAACCUCAACAAGGGUACUAAGUGGUGACAUAAAUAGCAGCUUCUUUACGCCUAGAGUAUUUUGUAAAUACGGCAUGUGAAGUGGUUAAGUUUGUUCACCAUAUUUAAGAGCUGCAAGGACUGGUCAAUUGGUCAUAUAAUCUUUGUCGUCUUUUUGUCCACGCUUCAAAUUGGCUUGUUCAUCGGAAGGUUUAUAUAUUGGCUGGCUGCUAUCCAGACUGGAAUACAAAUUUCAUACAGGAAUGUCAUUGAGACAGUGGUAUACAUUGUACAGUAGUACUAUUAUCAUACGAGUAAGUUUUUUUUUUGCAAGGGGUAAUUCACUUUGAGGCUAUUGAGCUACAAAGGACAAUACUCAUUUUUUUUUUUUGGUUAAAAUACUCUUAUUGUUAGAAUGUUAGGAACCCAAAUAUUUUGUACCAAGUGUGGUAGACUUUUUAGGCUGUAAUUGGAUAUCUGUUAUUUUUCAAUUUUCAUUUAUAGCACUUGAUUAUCAAA
Messenger RNA from Chenopodium quinoa (quinoa), 3020 nucleotides. RefSeq names its product chloride channel protein CLC-e-like. Gene Ontology annotation, molecular function: voltage-gated chloride channel activity. NCBI's taxonomy places the organism in Eukaryota, Viridiplantae, Streptophyta, Magnoliopsida, Caryophyllales, Amaranthaceae. Gene Ontology annotation, biological process: chloride transport; transmembrane transport. The transcript is spliced from 7 exons. The record is from RefSeq and is a predicted model, not a curated record. The coding region runs from base 141 to 2459 and encodes 772 amino acids. Gene Ontology annotation, cellular component: chloroplast thylakoid membrane.